Anthostomella pinea is the source of this 1455-nucleotide messenger RNA. The record is from the annotation of a GenBank genome assembly. NCBI's taxonomy places the organism in Eukaryota, Fungi, Ascomycota, Sordariomycetes, Xylariales, Xylariaceae.
AUGGCACCGCAUGACGAUAGGAGGCGGCCUGCCGCCCUCAACCUAACACCAUCACGGUCAUCAUCAGAAGGGUCCUUCACUACCACGUCAUCCCUCAAGGCACCACGGACACCCAGAUUCGCAGAGGCAACCACAAUUCACUCGCCGGUGGAGCAGGCGAACAGCAACCCCUUUGGCGGCAGAGAUGAGAGGUCACAUGUGGCUCAGGCCCAGCCGGCGGAUGUUGGAUUUGGAUACAUCAACGACGACCCGCGCACACAAACAGUCAACAUGCCCAUGACGCCGAAGUCACCACUCAAGAGCGCCAUGAGAAUACCAGGCACACCAGCACGGAGGAUGAUCGAGAACCCUCUCAGCCCGACGUUUAGGGAAGAAGACAUCCUGGAGAGUCGGGAGAAGAGCACAGAGAAGGAACAGGCGCGUGACUUGGGCAUCAAGUACAAAGUAAGAAUGGCCAAGUUCGCCCUGCGAGGUGUCAGCUUCAGCUGCAGCUUGAUCAUCCUGGCUAUGCUCUCCUCUUCCUUCGCCAUCUUCCACGCCACCAAGGGUCUGGCACCACAGAACGGUCUACCGGCGUGGGCAUCGGGGACGCAGACAUGGCCGCAGUAUCUCGUCUUGGCUGUUGCGUGCGUCUCGCUCGCCAUCUGCAUCCUUAUAUUCGUCGGUUACUGCCGAGGCGGACACCACCGAGCCGAGAAGGUCGGUGUAUACUACACGCUGUUCGCCGUUGGGUGGUUUAUUGUCUCCAUGAUCAUGUGGGCUGCCGCGGCCGGUGUCCUGCAGUUCACCCGGAACAACAGCAAGAACCAGGACAUGUGGGGAUGGUCAUGCGUCCAGAACCACCGAUCCGAGUUAUUCCAGGACAAGGUCGACUACGCACUGGUCUGCAGACUUCAGAACUGGUCCCUGAUCUGCAUCAUCAUCGAGAUCGUCAUCGACGUCAUCACCAUCACACUCUACAGCGUCGUCUUCUACCGAUACUACACGAAGCGAAGACUCCACAAGACGAUGGACAUGCGUGACCGCGCUCGUUCGGACCUGUACCUCGCGCAGCUGCGCUCGCAGUCUGCGCCCAACACGCCAGGCUUCGGCCCCAAGUCGCCCGCCUUCUCACAGUACGCCAUGUCGCCGCGCUUCCCACCGUCGGCCUACAAGUCACUCUCCGACAUAUCCGAGGGCCCCGUCUUCACCCCUGGUGUGGCCCAAGAGCCUCCCUCUGCCUUCGCCGCCCAGGUCAAGCCCGCAGCGACACCAUCCUUCAAGCUGCAGGCUCCGCCCCUCAAGGCCCCCAAAGCCACCCCCAAGCUCGGGCAGGGAGCCUUCCGCACGCCCACCACGCCCACCCUGCCCGACAACAGCUUCAGCUUCAACGCACACGGCCCCAUGGCGCCUGGCGAGCAACAGUACGACGCUGUGCCGAUUCCCGGCGCUUACGCAGAUGCGGCUCCGCGGUGA